AAGGGGAGGUAGCGAGCAGGUAUAUAGAGGACUAAACUCAGUCGAGCAGCACAGUCGAUCCAAGACAGCCAAGCAGCAUGUUCUCGAAGUUGGUCCUGUGUGUCUUACUGGCAGUAGUGGCUGCCAAGCCCCAGGAAGGAUACGGGGCACCUCAGCAAUCCUACACCUCUUCAGGUUCUGUAGUUCCCAUCGUGAAGGACGAGCGUCAAGGACCUGAUGCGGACGGCAACUACAACUUCGAGUUCGAGACUGGUGACGGCAUCAGUCGUCAGGAGCAGGGCGCCCCCCAUGGGGAAACUGGCGCCGUGGCAGCCCAGGGAGGAUGGGCGUUCAAAUUCCCCGACGGUAGUCCCGGUGUCUUCAACUUCGUGGCCGACGCUGCAGGUUACAAGGUACAGUCUGACCUGCUGCCCACGCCCCAUCCUCUCCCCGCCCACGCCAUACAGCAGAUCGAGUUCGCCCGUCAGCAAGAAGCCGCAGGACCCGGACCCCAGUACGGCGCUCCUCCCUCCCCAGGAUACAACUGAACGAUGAACCUCUCACCCACCAGCCUCACCCACCUACUGACCGGCCCAACCUCACACAAUGACCCAAAAGAAAACUUCAUUUUAGUCUUCAACGCCAGAUGAUUGUGGAUUUGUGAUACUUACAAAAUGGAAGCCAUAGACUUUAACUGAAGCUUGGCAAGAUGAGCAGGUGUACUACACUUGUCUACAGCUGGAAGCACCAGUUGGGUUUUAUGUUGUCUUUUGGUUAAUAAUCUCAGUCAUAUUUAUGUGUCUAUGACGGCCACCGCCAAGGCUCACUAUGGCCGCGUGUGACAUUCUUCAACUUGCUGGUCGACCACUACCACGGUUAUGCUCAGUGGUCCGUGCCAGACUACCUGAUACCUUAGAUAACUAAGCCUCCGUCUCCACCCUUGACUAUGUCUUUAACAGUGUGUAUAUUAGUUUAGUUUAUCUCUGUGUGUUAUAAUGUUUAUUAAACGAAUUAUCAAUUACA
This is a messenger RNA of Homarus americanus (American lobster), 1002 nucleotides long. RefSeq names its product cuticle protein AM1199-like. The record is from RefSeq and is a predicted model, not a curated record. NCBI's taxonomy places the organism in Eukaryota, Metazoa, Arthropoda, Malacostraca, Decapoda, Nephropidae. The transcript is spliced from 3 exons. Gene Ontology annotation, molecular function: structural constituent of chitin-based larval cuticle. The coding region runs from base 78 to 527 and encodes 149 amino acids. Gene Ontology annotation, cellular component: chitin-based extracellular matrix.